GUCACUAUUAUUAGUUACUCUUUGCUUUGGUAUAACUUGCUGUAAUAUUUGUAAAUCCGAAUCCUAAGCUAACUUCAGUGACAUGCAUUUUACUUCGGAAUUUGGUGUUAGAUAAUUGACCAAACCUCAAAAAAAAAUAAUCGUAGCAAAUUAGUUUGUGUUUGCGUUAUAAAUUUAGCUAGUCCUUUUCGUUCACUCAGUCAUGGCGUUUACGCAAACCUCGACGCAAACGAACACCUUGAACGUCUUCUUUUAUUAUAACAGAAAACAGACAGAUCAUUCAGCGUUGUUUGCUACAAAUUCAUUCAACGAUCGAUACAAGAAAGACUUCUUAAACCUUUCCAAGAAAGAAGACUAUAAUGGACUUUCAAAGUGCAAUGGGAAUAGUCUUCGAACUUUGCAGUAUUUUAAGGAUAAUUAUGCGAAAGUCUUAGAUAUUUUCAUCUUCCCUGUAUUGAGACAAUAUAUUGAGGAAACGGCGAAAAUCUACAUCGCUUGGAGAUCUCCUGGAGUUCCGAUAUCCUACACUCCUCCAUUGGUCACAGUUCCUUGAUCAAUAUUUAUCUAGAGUUAAGAAUGAAUGGCUGGAGAAACCAACUAUUUUAUUUUAAGUGAAUAUGAAAAACAAAAAAAAUUGUAAACGAAUGCCCGUGCAUAAAUAAAAUGUUAAACUAUCUAAUAAUAGGAUGCAUUGUUAUAUGUGCGUGUUAAGUGUGCAUUGUUCGAAACAUUAAAAAUUAGCAGAUCA
Messenger RNA from Photinus pyralis (common eastern firefly), 748 nucleotides. RefSeq lists its product as uncharacterized. Bases 203 to 553 code for a protein of 116 amino acids. The record is from RefSeq and is a predicted model, not a curated record. The transcript has 3 exons. Lineage: Eukaryota; Metazoa; Arthropoda; Insecta; Coleoptera; Lampyridae.